This is a messenger RNA of Eptesicus fuscus (big brown bat), 1023 nucleotides long. It is a transcript of the gene TNNI1, whose product is annotated as troponin I1, slow skeletal type. Gene Ontology annotation, biological process: muscle contraction. Lineage: Eukaryota; Metazoa; Chordata; Mammalia; Chiroptera; Vespertilionidae. The transcript has 10 exons. The coding region runs from base 1 to 972 and encodes 323 amino acids. Gene Ontology annotation, cellular component: troponin complex. The record is from RefSeq and is a predicted model, not a curated record.
AUGGCGCGAUCCCCGCCCGCCCCCACCAGCCCUCCAGGAUCCAGCCCCAAACCCCACCUGCUGAUUGUGGGGUUUCUGGAGCAGCAGCCUGGGCUGCAGGGACCCGCCGAGACCCGGCCCCAGGCCCUCAGGAGUGAGGGCUCAAACCCCAAGGUCACCUCCGCUGGGGCCCAGGAUGACCCUCCAGAGAGCGAGCGGGUCUUCACCCCCGGGGCACGAGGGUCUGCCUUCGACUCGGGGACAGGCGAGCCCAGCUCUCGGACGGACGGACGGACGGACGCUGACCCAGUGGAGCUCAGAAGGGACCCCGAGCGAGGGUUCAGGGGGCCGACCGUGACCCUGGCCGGCACCGCCCUGGCCGGGCCGCGAUCCUCGACUCUGCAGCCCCUGCCUCACCCCCGUCUCUCCCCUUCUCACCCCCAGAGGAAAUCCAAGAUCACUGCCUCCCGCAAGCUCAUGCUGAAGAGCCUGAUGCUGGCCAAGGCCAAGGAGUGCUGGGACCAGGAGCUGGAGGAGCGCGAGGCCGAGAAGUCCCGCUACCUGGCCGAGCGCAUCCCCACGCUGCAGACCCGCGGCCUGUCCCUCAGCGCCCUGCAGGACCUGUGCCGGGACCUGCACGCCAAGGUGGAGGUGGUGGACGAGGAGAGAUACGAUAUCGAGGCCAAAUGCCUCCACAACACCAGGGAGAUUAAGGACCUGAAGCUGAAGGUGCUGGACCUCCGCGGGAAGUUCAAGCGGCCGCCGCUGCGCCGGGUACGGGUCUCGGCCGACGCCAUGCUGCGGGCCCUGCUGGGCUCCAAGCACAAGGUGUCCAUGGACCUGCGGGCCAACCUGAAGUCGGUGAAGAAGGAGGACACCGAGAAGGAGCGGCCGGUGGAGGUGGGCGACUGGCGGAAGAACGUGGAGGCCAUGUCGGGGAUGGAGGGCCGCAAGAAGAUGUUCGAUGCCGCCAAGUCACCGACCUCCCAGUAGAGGCCGCUCGCUGCCCCGGCUCCGGGCGCCUCCUCGGCCUGUCCCUGCACC